Oreochromis aureus is the source of this 2953-nucleotide messenger RNA. RefSeq names its product opioid growth factor receptor-like. The record is from RefSeq and is a predicted model, not a curated record. The transcript has 6 exons. Gene Ontology annotation, molecular function: opioid growth factor receptor activity. NCBI's taxonomy places the organism in Eukaryota, Metazoa, Chordata, Actinopteri, Cichliformes, Cichlidae. Gene Ontology annotation, cellular component: membrane.
GUGAUUUCUGACACUGAAGCACAAGAAGAGGGAAAGCUGUCUGCAGACAGUGUUUUCAUCUAGAUUUCUAAGACUUACCCGAAGAAAGGAAGAUAAUAAUGAACCUGAAACAAGCAAUGUAAAUAUACCUCCACCCGGGAAUUCAUCUAAAGGUGUACAGAGGGGUUCUAGUGAUGGUAAAAGUGAACCUGUGGGAGUGAUGAUGAAGGCAGGAAGCCUGAAAACAAGCCAUCAAAACCUGAAGAAGACGAUGAAUUUGACAGCAAGGAGUAUGGAGUUGGCACCACAGAAGAAUUGUGAUUCAACCUGGGAGAUUUCCAUUUCCAUAAAUAGAAAAAUAAUCAAAAAAUAUAACAGAGUUACAUAAAGACAUUUAUUUACAAAGAGAUUUAAAAUGUCCAAGACGGAUAGAAAUAAGUGGGAAGAAACUCAAAAGAACCACAAUGGUCAGGUUUAACUGCAAAAGAAAUGCAUAAUGAAUAUACAAAAUUACUGUGACAUGAUACAGACCUAAGUGACCACUAUUUAAUGCAAACUGCAAAGAAACACAAAAAGCAUGCCUGAUGUUUUUCUUUUUGUGACUCUUACAUCUGUUUAUGAUUGUUGGGGACCUCUUUAGCACAAGCCAAGCACAUGUUGUUCUUUUAUGUGUCCCUGCAGAACCAAAUCAAGACACAGCACAGGAAGAACACAAAUGACAACAAGCCUAACCUGAAUUUCUACCUUGGAAAGAAACGAUCGGUGCCAGACGGUGUCUACAUAACUGAUAUCCAUGAAAAAUGGUACGGAGACUAUGAAAGACUUGAGUACGUCCAAACCUAUAUUCAGUGGUUGUUCCCACUGCAAGAACCAGGAGUGAACUAUGAGGCCAGUACACUGACAAAGGAAGAAAUUACGGAUUUUCUUAAUCACAGCAUUGCAAAGGAAAACCUGCUGAAGUCGUACAAGCUCAUGUUGGACUUUUAUGGUAUCGUGUUGUGUGAUGAAAAAACUGGAGAGGUCACAAGAGCAGAGCACUGAGAAGAGAGAUUUCACAACCUUAACAGUCACACACACAACAACCUGCGCAUCACUCGCAUCCUGAAGUGUCUGGGAAACCUGGGUUACCCUCACUACCAAGCCCCUCUGGUCCACUUCUUCCUGGAGGAGACUCUGGUCAACGGACAACUUCCAAACAUCAGGGACAGCGUCCUCAGCUACUUUAUGUUUGCUGUACUUGAUAAGACACAGCGCAGAAAUCUCAUCAAGUAUGCAUAUUUGAACUAUGAGCCUAAAGAUGAGUUUGUGUGGUGCCCAAAGAAAAUCCAAAAAUUGUGGUCAAUGCAGUCCAAGGCAGCAAAGGAAGAGGCCGCUGACUCUCUGGAGUUACAGGACGACACUCUGAUUUCUGACAGUGAAGCACAAGAAGAGGAAAACCUGUCUGCAGAUGAGUCGUGUAGAAUCAUGUAGAGAACAAUGCAGAGUAUGAGUUUGAUGAGGAUGAAAAAACUUUCAGCCAUAAUGAAGAUUGAUUGAUGACAAUGAAAAGUUUAUUCAUCUUAUGCUGAAUAAUACUGAUAAACUGCACUGUGUAUGGAGUGUAUGCAGAUCCAGUGAUUUAGUUCAAAAUUGUAGUUAGUCAAAAGGCUUGAUUCUUUAUGGAAAUGUUUGUUUACUUCAGUAUUCAUCAGCUUUGCAUAUUUGAACUAUAAACCUAACGAUGGGUUUGUGUGGUUCCAAAGGAAAAUCCAAAAUGUUGUGGUCAGGGAUGCCCAAGCACAGAAGGAGACUCUGAAUCUUAACAGCGAUUUUUAUGCUGCUCUCCUUCCUGGCACAACCUCAGAGGGAUAUGCGUCUCCUUCUGGAACUGAAGAUUGAUGUUAAAUGUUAGGUGAAUGUCUAAACCACUAUAUCAUGUGGACAAAAUUCAUGAAACAUUACUUAAACUGCAUAACUACAAAAUUGUUCACGCCCCCCCUGGAAAUAAAGUUUUAAUCUAGAAAAGCCACAAUCCUUCUUUUUCCUGAGACAACUGACAUCAACCCAUCUGUGGUUAGAUUCAAGCAAAUCUGUCUGUAAUAAAAAAGGAUGAAAAGUGAUGUUUUUACUGAAAUGCCAGGCAACAUUACUGGUUGUUUUUUUCUGUCAGCUAAAUUUCUGUCUUCAGUUAUGUGUUUUUUAAGGAAACUGUCGGUUUCAUUAAUAUAUAUCACAUUACAUGGAUAUUGUAUCAUAUAAAUUCAUUCUUUGUCUUACAGGUGAUAAACCCCAUACCUCCUUUGGUUGCAUAGUUAAAGGUUGGAUCAUGUUAUAUUGUUUAUGCAGGUUAUAAUUUGAAAUGGCCUUGAAGAGGCUUGCUGAUACACUCAGCCUGUCUCUCCUCCUUAUGGUUUUAAAACCAUUCAGGUAUUUGAGUUUUUUCAGCACCUCAUGUCGUUAUUUUUCAUUGCUUUUUAUUUUCUUGCAGAUGUAAAAAAAAAAAAAAAAAAAAAAAAAAAGUACAACCCAAAACAAGUCUAAGGAUUUUUUUUAUUGUAAUCUUUCUCUUCUUUUUCAGUUUAAUUUUAAAGUGUCUUUUUAAAUUGCUUGACACUGGGUGGGAUAACACUUAAUCCCCCCCGCCCACGGGUGGAUCUAUCUGGCUUAUGGUGGUGUAAAGGUUUUCUAUUGGACGGCCUAGUUGGCGCCUCAUCAGGAGAUGUGGAUGUAUGUUUUUUUUGUUUGCUUUGUUUUCCUAAUGCAGCAUGGGUCAAACAUUAAAGAGGUUCUAUAUUGUAUUCAGCGUUGCUGAAGCUUGAACUUCUUCACAAUUAUAUUCAUAUUAGUACAGGCUAUGGCCAAAAUAUUAUAUGGUGGUUCUAUACUGACUGAAAAAAUGAGCUCCUAAACUGAAAGUUAAUCAGCUAGAUUAAUACGCGAGUUAUUACUGAAAAAGAAAAGCUUUGGUGAUUUCUGAUCUGUAACAACUGAAACU